Messenger RNA from Seriola dumerili (greater amberjack), 3518 nucleotides. RefSeq names its product retinoschisin 1 (gene rs1). Bases 1 to 786 code for a protein of 261 amino acids. NCBI's taxonomy places the organism in Eukaryota, Metazoa, Chordata, Actinopteri, Carangiformes, Carangidae. The transcript has 6 exons. The record is from RefSeq and is a predicted model, not a curated record.
AUGGAGGUCACUGCUCGUGGUGCUGCUGUGCUGCUCCUCCUGCUUAUAUGUCAGGCCCUGAUUACCGUCCACUCCCAGGAGGAGGAGGAGGUUGUCCAGGAGGAGGAGCUGCAGGAGGAGGAGCUGCAGGAGGAGGACCAGGAGGUGAUCGAGACAUGGACGCGGAACAUCAAAGCCUGCACCUGUGACUGUGAAUCUGCUGAUUCACCGACAGGCACCCCUGCUGUCAUCCCACCUGUCCCGCCCACCUCGCUGCCCUCGCCGCCUCAGGGUCAACCAAUGAACUGCAUGCCAGAAUGCCCCUACCACAGAGCCCUGGGCUUUGAAUCUGGAUCUUUGACAUCAGACCAGAUCAGCUGCUCCAAUCAGGACCAGUACAGCGGCUGGUACUCCUCGUGGAUCCCCAACAAGGCUCGCCUCAACAACCAAGGCUUUGGGUGUGCCUGGCUGUCCAAGUUCAACGACCAGUACCAGUGGAUCCAGAUUGAUCUGAAGGAGGUGGGAGUGGUGUCUGGUAUCCUCACCCAGGGCCGCUGUGAUGCUGAUGAAUGGAUUACUAAAUACAGCAUCCAGUAUCGUACUGUGGAGACUCUGAACUGGAUCUACUACAAAGACCAGACAGGAAACAACAGGGUUUUCUAUGGGAACUCUGACCGCUCUUCCACGGUGCAGAACCUGCUGCGUCCUCCUAUCGUGGCUCGUUACAUCCGCCUGCUGCCUCUGGGCUGGCACACCCGCAUCGCCAUGAGGAUGGAGCUUUUGAUGUGCAUGAACAAGUGCACCUGAAGUGUACUCAGCCUGCUCCUUCCUCACUGUCCAUCCUUCCCCUGCCAACCUGCCGCUUGCCAAAAGGGGGACACUGGUCCAGCUUUUUAAUAUGACCUUCAUGUCUAUAACAUGUCUGUCUUUCUUCGGUGAGGCUCAAAGCAAACUCAGUCUGGGCAGGUGGACAUGUUUGGUGUCCUUUGAUGCACUAUUUUAUCUGUCUUAAAGUAUCUAUAAUGUCAUUGUUAUAAUAGAUAAACACUAGAUUGGACACAUUUUCUGUGCACACAGGGGAUUCCAGAUGAAAAGAGAUUUUUUGGAUGCCUAUGUGCUUCAAUAAAACUGCGGCAGUAAAAUACAAAGAUCUGAUCACUUAGUAAUAAACAAUCGAACACUACUGAAAAAAAGAUUUUACAGGUUAAGAGUCAAAUCAAAUGAGCUUGUUUUAUUUGAGAUUUACUGUUACAUAUGUAAACAUGAAUAUUCUAAAAUUGUUAAGCAUUCAUUUGUGGGUUUAUGUUCUCAUGUAAAUGCUCUGUUGGAAAAAAAAGCAGAUAAACACUGACUAUGCUACUAAUUUGUGUCUGUAAUAAAAGCACAAACUUAAUACUUGAUUUCAUUUUAACAGUUGAUAAACAUCUUCUGUUAUAAAUAUUACCAAACAAGUAGUCACACAUCAGUAUUAAUAUAAUACACGGUGCUCCUUCAGCAAAACAAUAAUCCAUAGAGAGAAAUGUGUAGUGUGCACAGUCCUUACAGAUGCACAACACACAAUACAAUACGGUGGUUUGGACUCAGUGUGUUACUGUGUCUCAGUCCUCACACACUGUGCACAUGAUGAACAUGAAGUGAGGAAGAAUUUACAGCAUCAGAGCAAUAUAUUGCUGAGUCACACAGUCUCUUCAAAGUGCAACAAUAAGAAGUUUAAGAUUUAUUUCUGCCGAGCUACGUUCAUGGCACUUUAUCUCAGACAGAGAACAAGUUUUACAGCACAGGGCCUCCGUCCUCACUGUGGUUCAUUUACAUUUAAAAGCUUGUCCCAAGUGUCUCAGUGUGUCGUCAGUUAAAGAUACACUAGUACAGUGAUUCCAAACCAGGGUGCAUGAAGUCCAGGGGUACCUCUGCAGUUACAAGGGGGUACAUGGAAAGACUCUAUUAAAAAAAACAUAUGUGCACAUAGUCAGCAGCAAUACCUGAACAGGAGCUUUGUGUUUCAAGUAAGAGUGUGUGAAAAGUUAGCUAGUGAGAAGAGAAAGAGUUAGCUAACAGUACUGGAUAGCCAGCUGAAACAGACUGCUGAUGAAUAAAUGAAUGAAAAAUGGCUUAAAGAAAUGGAUAGAAAGUUCAAAUAUUUAGAUAAAACAUUGGGGGAAUUGUAGAAAUAUCUAAAAUAAACUGAAAAUAAAAGAUAAAUGGAUAAAAGGGUUAAGGAUGGUUGAAACAUCCAGCUUCUGUCAGUCCGUCAGUGGAAACAGUACAUAUGCAAACACAACAUUGACAGUUCACUUGUAUGAAGAAUUACUGUAAAAAUGUCCACUUCUAUAUAAUCAGUAGUGUUAAAUAACAUCCAGCUGAAAUGAACACAUGGAGCCACAUCAGACAAAAACAGUUGGGAACCACUGCACUAGUACGAAUGGCUUUUGUAUUCCUCUAACUGCUGUAAAAAUGAUAAUGUAACAGUAAUUAGAAAAAAAAAACUUACAAGUAAUUUUUCUAUAAACCAAAAAUGUUCAGCAGUUAAACAUUAUAGAAUAUUUUGCAUGUUUUUUCACAUGUUUUAACUGAUUAUACAAUUGAAAGCACUUGGAAGCAGCUUUUGUGAAAUCUUUAGUAUCAAACAGACUUCCUUGAAUCCUGGAGGUGGGAGACGUUAUCAGAGAAAAUCACAUCUUUCAUUACUAACUUCAUUAACUUUGUCAUUAAUUGGAUCCUGUAGAACAUCAAGGUGUACUGUACUACUGUAUGAUUCAUCCAUAAGGUGCUUCAUGACACAGACAUAAAUACAGGUUUCAGUAAAUACUUUUAGAUUACAUUACUACAGAAGGAUCUUCGGUGUGGUCUGCAUAAGGAACAGUUAUGUUUGUUCUGUUUGAAGUGAUUGAGGUGUAGCCAUAGUUUUAAUUUGUAUAAUAUUUGUUUAUAAUGUACAGCGGGGUCCAAAAGUCUCAGACCACUUUCCCAUCCUGGUCUCAGACUGUUGGACUGAAAAGUCAGUGCCUAAAUGUUAGUGCAAGGUAACCUCUGUCAAAAACCACUAAAUGCAGUGCUUCAUUAUGUCCUACAGAGGGCGAUGUCGGUUAUGAUUUCUCUCACUUUAUGGCACCAUAUUGUCUAAGAUGGCUGCGUUUCAAAAAGACAUAAAAACCUAAAUAUCCUCAAAAAGAACAAAUAGAUUGAAGCUUUUAAGAUUGUCAGUGCCAACUCAGAAAAAUUGCACUACGACUUUAUUUUUAAGAACAAAAACUGCUUUAACUUGUAGCUGCACAUUUGAGCAUCUAUAACAAGAAUGACGGAGCACAUCCAAAGGCAAAACAGCUCAGAGGAUGAGUUAGAUUUCUGGGUGAGAUGAACACAAGUUACUGACGUUACUGACCUCUAUUGUAUGAACUGAUAAAACUUCAUUUGUUUAGAAUGCCUUAAAUAGUCUUAAGGAAAUACUACGCAGUAAAAUGUACUAGAUUUCUAUAUUGAAUAGAAACAAAAAUACUUACACUUAAAAUCUACACUUUAUCUAUCCAUUUAUAUAUACUUAA